GUUUAUAAAGUUUGUUUACGUGGUCCUGUGUCAGAACUGAAACUACAAAAAGACAGGAUGACAUCUGCUGCCAAGUCUGUUGUAGAUAAACUAAGGCAUUUUGAUGCAUAUCCUAAAACCCUAGAAGACUUCCAGAUUAAGACAGUAUCUGGGGCAGCAGUAACAGUUGUUGCUGGUCUGUUCAUGACUCUUCUCUUUUUGUCGGAACUCUAUGACUACUUAACACCCAAGAUUGCAGAGGACCUUUUCGUUGACACCACAAGAGGGAGUAAACUGCGCAUUAAUUUUGACGUCAUAUUUCCGAGCAUCCCAUGCAAUUUGUUGAGCUUGGAUGCCAUGGACCUAAGUGGCGAGCAGCAUGUCAAUGUUCAGCACAACAUAUACAAACGGAAGUUAGAUUUGCAGGGAAGACCUUUGCAAGAUCCAGAAAGACAAGAACAUAUUGGCCAUAGCAAAGACGAUAGUACCAAUACAACUCAAGGAAGUACUGCAGAAGUAACUACACCCAAAUGUGGAAGUUGUUACGGGGCAGAAUCUGAAAAAAAUCAAUGCUGUAACUCCUGCGAAGAUGUCAAGGAUGCAUACCGCACCAAGGGCUGGGCAGUGCCGCCUCUCAAAGAUAUAGAGCAAUGUGUACGAGAGGGUAAGCUGGUGGAGUCUGAGGAGCUACCAAAGGAGGGCUGUCAGAUGUAUGGAUAUUUGGAAGUAAACCGGGUUGGGGGUAAUUUCCAUAUAGCUCCUGGGAAGUCCUUCCAGCACAAUCACCUUCACAUACAUGAUGUUCAGCAGUAUAAAACAAAGGAUUUUGACCUCUCUCAUCGCAUCCGGCAUCUCAGCUUUGGCUAUAACAUCCCUGGCAAAACUAACCCUAUUGAUGGAACUGAAUUCACAACUGAGAAGGGACCAAAAACCAUCACUUACUAUGUCAAAAUUGUACCCACAACAUACGAGAGGGUAGAUGGCUCUACGCUAUCCACUAAUCAGUUCUCGGUCACUCAACACCAAAAGUCCCUUCAGAUGGGACUGGGAGAGUCUGGUCUUCCAGGGGUCUUCUUCACUUAUGAACUGUCUCCUAUGAUGGUCAAGUACACGGAAAAACACAAGUCUUUAGGCCACUUCCUGACAGGAGUGUGCGCUAUCAUCGGUGGAAUCUAUACUGUUGCUGGCCUUAUAGAUGCUGCUAUAUAUCAUUCUCAUCGUGCUCUUCAGCGCAAGAUUGAAAUAGGAAAAGCAACAUAAAAAUCACUGUUAUAUAGAAUAAUUUGCAAAACAAGUCCUUUUAUUAGUCUUUUUGUAAAACAGUUGACAGGUUUGUUGAUUUUGAUUUUUAUACAAGAUAUGAGAUUUUUGGGAAAGGAUUUGUGUUCAUUUUUUUAAAGAAUGAAAUUAAGUGGGUUGUGUAUGCCAUGUUGGUUUGAAAAGAAAGUAGUUUUUCAUCACUGAAUUCUUCUAAUGAUUUGAUUUCUACAAACUACACCCAUUUUUCUAGUAAGGAAAAUAAUUGGCUAAACAUUUGUUGUCUAUAUUGGCCAUCUUUCUUCUUUUAUUUGUUGAAUAUAGAAGGGUUUGAUCAUUUCUGUGUUGAAUAUGCCUCAGUGAAAGAAACUUCCAAGUAUAAAUCUUUCUAAACAACACCUCAAGUAAAACAGAUAAUUGUUAUGUGUUUUUAUAUUCUCGUCUUUUAUUUUUUUAUUUCAUUCUCCUCUGUCCUUGAUUACAGUAUGCCAUUACUCUAUUGGACAUAUGCCUUGAAUAAUCAUCUCAGUCUCCCAUUUAAUACCAUGAUAUCAUUGACUCCAUCAACUUCAUGCUCAUAUUUGUGUCACUCUCAGAUCAU
Messenger RNA from Penaeus monodon (black tiger shrimp), 1837 nucleotides. RefSeq names its product endoplasmic reticulum-Golgi intermediate compartment protein 3-like. Gene Ontology annotation, biological process: retrograde vesicle-mediated transport, Golgi to endoplasmic reticulum; endoplasmic reticulum to Golgi vesicle-mediated transport. The record is from RefSeq and is a predicted model, not a curated record. The transcript has 10 exons. The coding region runs from base 58 to 1239 and encodes 393 amino acids. Gene Ontology annotation, cellular component: endoplasmic reticulum; COPII-coated ER to Golgi transport vesicle; endoplasmic reticulum membrane. NCBI's taxonomy places the organism in Eukaryota, Metazoa, Arthropoda, Malacostraca, Decapoda, Penaeidae.